Aspergillus clavatus NRRL 1 is the source of this 1830-nucleotide messenger RNA. RefSeq names its product c-24(28) sterol reductase (gene erg4). Gene Ontology annotation, molecular function: Delta24(24-1) sterol reductase activity. The coding region runs from base 1 to 1830 and encodes 609 amino acids. The transcript has 4 exons. Gene Ontology annotation, biological process: ergosterol biosynthetic process. Gene Ontology annotation, cellular component: endoplasmic reticulum membrane. The record is from RefSeq and is a predicted model, not a curated record. Lineage: Eukaryota; Fungi; Ascomycota; Eurotiomycetes; Eurotiales; Aspergillaceae.
AUGACGGUCACACGGUCUCAGACAGGGAAAACCCCCAGGAAGAUGGUGCGUCCUGGCUUCAUUGAGACCCCUGGCCGGCGUAGCACCCGCAGCAGUACUCUAGCAGCAGAGACCAGUGCCGACGACGUUUCUGAUUCAUCGACCGACGUUCGGGGACGGUCCAAGUCUACUACGCGCAGGCGCACCGCUGUCAUGGUCAACACUGAAGGAUCGGAAGGAGAGGACGUGAUACUAGAGUCGAAGUCAGUUGCUACCAACGGACAUGCGACGAACGGCCAUGCUACCAACGGACAUGCGAUUAACGGACACGCGACCAAUGGACACGCCAACGGGUCGGCUGAAAAGAGUCCGCGGAUCAUUGACGGCUGGGCCGAGGGCAGGGAUCCCAAGAUCGACUACAGCGGCGAGUUCGAGUUCGGAGGCUCCUGGGGCGUGCUGUCCAUGAUGAUCGGGUUUCCGAUGCUCAUGUACUACAUGUGGAUUGGUGCCGUUCACUACAAUGGCAAGUUCCCUCGUCCCUCGGAGGAUCAGAGCACGUCCGACUUUGUCGCGCAUCUGGUCCACCUAGUGUACGAAAACGCAUUUCCUUCGCUUAGGGCAUGGACCAUCUACUGGGUCUUCUUCAUCUUCGAGGGCCUUUGCUACGUUCUUCUCCCCGGUGUGACGGUCAUGGGCCGCGCCCUUCCGCAUCUGGGGGGAAAGCAGCUCCCCUACUACUGCUCAGGCGUUUGGUCGUUCUAUACCAGCAUUGUGCUGGCUGGGAUACUUCACUUCACAGGGAUCUUCAAACUGUACACCGUCAUUGAUGAAUUCGGACCUCUUCUCAGUGUCGCCAUCCUCUCUGGCUUCCUGGUCUCCUUCGUCGCUUACUUCUCGGCAUUGGCUCGCGGCGCGCAGCACCGCAUGACCGGAUAUCCCGUCUACGAUUUCUUCAUGGGUGCAGAGCUCAACCCCAGAAUGUUUGGCAUCCUUGAUUUCAAAAUGUUCUUCGAGGUUCGCCUGCCUUGGUUCAUCCUCUUUUUCCUUAGUCUCGGUGCUGCCGCCAGGCAGUACGAGACCUAUGGCUACGUUUCCGGAGAAGUUGGAUUCCUCCUUAUGGCACAUUUCUUGUACGCCAAUGCCUGCUGUAAGGGCGAGGAGUGCAUUGUGUCGACCUGGGAUAUGUACUACGAGAAAUGGGGUUUCAUGCUCAUCUUCUGGAACUUGGCCGGUGUGCCCUUGAGUUACUGCCACUGCACUAUCUAUCUUGCCAGCCAUGACCCAGAAACCUAUCGCUGGAACCGCGCCUUCCUCAUUUUCCUCUACGCGGCAUAUCUCUUUGUGUACUGGGUGUGGGAUACGACCAACAGCCAGAAGAAUCGUUUCCGCCAGCAAGAGCGCGGUACCAUGGUCUCUCGCAAGACUUUCCCCCAGCUUCCAUGGCAGACUCUGAAGAACCCCAAGACGAUCACUGCGGCCGAUGGCUCGAAGAUCCUUGUUGACGGCUGGUACGGUAAGGCUCGUAAGAUCCACUACACUUGCGAUCUGUACUUCGCCUUGAACUGGGGCUUGAUCACCGGCUUCAGCAGCCCAUUCCCCUGGUUCUAUCCUGUCUUCUUCGCCUGUAUGAUUACUCACCGGGCGCUGCGCGACAUCCAGCGCUGCCGGAACAAGUACGGCGAAGCGUGGAUCGAAUACGAACGACAGGUUCCCUAUCUCUUUAUUCCUGUAAGUUUCCUCUCCGAGACGGAUACAUACGGAGAAACUGACUCGUGUUCCCUAGUAUGUAUUCUAAAGGAAGACGAAGCACUCGGCGGCUUCCACUCUCGCCUUACGUCGCCCUACGACUGA